AUUUUAGAAAGAAGUUUGCACAAAAAGAGCUCUACACAUUUACGAUUUAUGAUGAAAUCCAUUACUUUAAUCUCUGUUUUUAUCUUUUUCUUCGCCGUUUCUACGAUACUUGCCGCUGUACCUUACAUCACUAUGCCAGCUUCAGAAAAUGUCGUACAAUGCGGAAAGCCUAUGGAAAUUAAGUGGAUAAUUGCAAGUCAAGAAGGUCCCGAAAGGCAACCAAUGUAUCUAUAUCAAGGUGACGAUGAAAAAAAUCUUAAAAGAAUCCUAACGAUUACCGAAGCGUGUAAUUUGAAGGAUCAAAAAUUACAGUAUACACUUCCCACAAGUUUAGCCACUGAUAACAAUUACGCUAUUUGUAUUGGAGAAAAAUUUAGCCAUAAAUUUAAGAUAGAGUGCGAUAAAUAA
Molecule: messenger RNA, 408 nt
Organism: Dentiscutata erythropus
Lineage: Eukaryota; Fungi; Glomeromycota; Glomeromycetes; Diversisporales; Gigasporaceae
Source: the annotation of a GenBank genome assembly